AUGGACCCAUUGAAGGAGAUUGCGUUUGACCAGCACGUCAUUGUGACGCUGCCCUCGGAGAAGGGCAAGAUUGUUGAGUUGAAGGCGAACGGUUCUGUGUCAUUGGGGAAGUUUGGUGCGUUUUAUGUCAACGAUGUAGUUGGGUACCCAUUGGGGACCAAGUUUGAAAUCUAUUACGAGGAUCAAGUUGCAGGGACGGAGGAGUAUGCGCCCCUGACGAAGCGUGACACGAAGAAAGUGCCCAUUGGGAAAGUCCGAGUGUUGGAGCGGGAUACUAGUUUAGCGUCGUCUGCUCCGAAUGUUUCGACGCGGGAGGGGACAGCGGAUAACGUUGAGUUGGCGAAUGUGAAGAGCAGCGAGAACAAUCGGGACUUGAUAAACCUCGGGAGCGAGAUCCAGAAGAUGUCGGCGUCUGAGAUCGAGGAGUUGAAGAAGCAGUCGAUGUCUAGUAACGAGAUCAUUUCUAGGAUUAUAGAGUCCCAUGGGUCCUUUGACAAGAAGACUGUGCACUCUCAGGAGAAGUACUUGAAGCGGAAGAAGCAGAAAUUCAACAAGGAGUUCACGAUCGAUUACUUGAGCAGUUCCGCGUUACUCGAUUUCUUGAUUGAAAAGGGUGAUAUCCAGAGGGUAUUGGAUUUAUCUGAGGAGACGAUGGGGAUGCUUUUGAACCUGGCCAAUGUGCGUGCCAACGGGACGUACCUGUGCAUGGACGAGACCGGUGGACUUGUGGUGUAUGCGAUGAUGGAGAGGAUGUUUGGCGGCACGGACUGUGCAGACGCAGUGGGCACUAUUGUAGUUCUUCAUGAGAAUGAGCAUGCCAAUUUGGACUUGCUAAAGUUUUCCAAUUACUCUGAACAGUUUAUUGGUGAACGUAUUGUGACAGUCUCUCUGUUAGAUUUUUUUGAGCCCGCGAGGGUAGAGGAGAUCGAGUCCCGGUUCCAGCCACUUCCGAAGGAGGAAGUGUUUGCAUUGAAAGCUGGUAAGAAGAACACAUACUAUCGGAAAUUGAAAUGGUACAAGACCCAGAUGCGGCUGUUGAAGUACACGACGGAUGUCGCUCAUGAUGGACUCGUUGUGGCGAGCACUCUGUACUUACCGGAGCUGAUACCGUUGCUAAGUGAUCGAGUACACGGUUCGCGACCCGUUGUUUGUUACAGCCAGUUCAAGGAGACCCUGCUGGAACUAUCGCACGUGCUGUACGCUGACCUUCGGUUCCUUGCGCCCACUAUCUACGAGACCCGGUGCCGGCCGUACCAGACGAUACGAGGCAAGUUACACCCUUUGAUGACGAUGCGUGGUGGUGGUGGGUACCUCCUGUGUGCACACCGUGUGAUCCCCACGGACCCGGAGAAGUAG
Molecule: messenger RNA, 1356 nt
Organism: Huiozyma naganishii CBS 8797
Lineage: Eukaryota; Fungi; Ascomycota; Saccharomycetes; Saccharomycetales; Saccharomycetaceae
Gene: GCD10
Product: tRNA 1-methyladenosine methyltransferase subunit GCD10
Exons: 1
Coding region: 1-1356 (451 amino acids)
Biological process (GO): tRNA methylation
Cellular component (GO): tRNA (m1A) methyltransferase complex; nucleus
Source: RefSeq, a predicted model, not a curated record